AUGUCGCUUUUAACAACAAAUGAAAUCUUCGAUUGGAUUUGUAUAAUAAUGAUUAUACUUGGUACAAUUGGAAAUAAUUUUGGUUUAAUUGUAUUUUCAUCACGAAAAUUUCGUCGAACUACAUAUGGUCGAUUAGCAAUAACAUCUUUAAUAAUAAAUCUUCUAUGUGUUUAUCGUUAUUCACUUCUUCUUCAUUCAAAUACACGUCGAUGGAUUGCAUUUAAAACUGGACAAUCUUGGUUUAAUUGUAAAUUAUAUAGAUUUUCAUCGUGUUUAAGAAUGUUAUCAGCAUUUGUAACUAUUGCAUGGACCUAUGAAAGAUUUACUUAUGUAACAAUUAGUUUUCGUUUGGUGACAAAAAAUCCUUAUGUUAAAAAAUAUAAAUUUUAUUUUAUGACCAUUUUAUCUUUGAUUAUUAUUACUGCUGUUACUGGGCCGACUGUUUAUUUUUAUGAACUAAAAUCAAUUCCAUUAUUUAUUCCUCAAACAAUAAAUCAACAAAAUGAAACAUUAAUAAAAAUAUUUAGAUUAACAAAUUCAACAUCAUUGGCAAAAUAUGCUCGUCAUGAUGAACCCUUAACAUAUAGGCAAAAGAGCAAUCAUUCAUUUCAUAUGGUUUGUGGUUUAAAAAGUUUGAUAGAUCCAUCAUGGCAUAGUUUUUUACUUGAUGUUCGUUUUGGUUUAAAUUAUACAACACUUCGCUCAAUAUUUUCUGAAAUAAUUCCAUCAUUAUUAGUUAUUUUUUUUAAUAUUGGAAUAAUAGUAUGUGUUAUUAAAGCAACAUUAUCAUUUUCAAAAACAAAUACAUCGAUAACAAUGCGUCAACUUCAUAACAGUUCAUUUCAAAUAAAGGAAGGUGUUGAUGGUUUAAUAGUUCAUAACAGACCACGUACAUCAUGGAUGAAUAUUGUUUUAAUUAUUCAUUCGUGUCUUUUCUGUUUUUCAUCAUUAACAGCAACCAUUGUACAUUGGUCAACAUCGAAUGUACUUUUAUCACAUUGGACAAGUGUUGUCAUAUUAACUAAUUGUUCAUUAAAUUUUUAUGUUUAUUGUUUAAGUGGAAAAUCAUUUCGGCAUGAAAUAAGAAAAUUAUUAAAUGAUUAUGUUCAAUUAUGUUGCUUUGUUAAAUUUAUGAAUUUAUUUCGAACUAAAUCUCAACGUGAACAUGCUCGACAAGCAGUUCGAAUGCAUGUAGUAAGACAAAGAAGUACUAUUUUAUCACCACCACCAACGAAUACUUAUAUACGUACACCAUCUUUUGUACAACUAUAA
Rotaria socialis is the source of this 1272-nucleotide messenger RNA. The record is from the annotation of a GenBank genome assembly. NCBI's taxonomy places the organism in Eukaryota, Metazoa, Rotifera, Eurotatoria, Philodinida, Philodinidae.